Messenger RNA from Manacus vitellinus (golden-collared manakin), 3596 nucleotides. RefSeq names its product coiled-coil domain containing 30 (gene CCDC30). NCBI's taxonomy places the organism in Eukaryota, Metazoa, Chordata, Aves, Passeriformes, Pipridae. The transcript is spliced from 21 exons. The record is from RefSeq and is a predicted model, not a curated record. The coding region runs from base 10 to 2991 and encodes 993 amino acids.
GAGCAGGACAUGAGAGACGUGGAAAGCUACGUGGGCCACGUGCGUGCCCUGACGGAGGAGCGGGAUGCCAUCGCCUCGGAGUACGAGAGGGAGAAUGAACAGCUCAGGUUGGAGCUGGCACGGCUGCAGCUGCUCCAGGAAGCCCAGCUGAAGGAGGUGGAGGAGCUGCUGCAGCAGGAAGGGCUGUCCCAGAUCGCUCACAGCGCUGCCAGCGAACAGGUCGCCUAUUUGCUGGUGGAGAGGACAGCACUGCUGGGGAAACUGGGGCUGCUCCACAGCACCACAGAGGGCAUCCAGUUCUGCAGGAAAGAGCUGGAGAGGGAGCCUGCAGGAGAUCUGGAUGAUGCUCCCCAGAGGCUGAUGGGGGCCCAGGAAGAGCUCCAGGGGAUGACAGAGGAGUUGGAUGCACCGAGCAAGGAGCAGAGUGCAGCAGUCCCUGAACCUGUGGUGCAGAAUUCCAGUGGAGAGCAGCAAACUGGGGUGGAGCAGCUCAAGGAGGAGAUCUGUGAAUACCAGAGGAGUGAGAGGCCGGGGCAGCCCCUGCCCGAGGAGCCCGGAGCAGCCUCACUGCAGGGCACUCGGGAUGAAGGGAGGGCUGAAGAUGAGCAUGGGGCAGGAAGAGCCUGGUCCUCCUUGGAUCAGGAGGAUAGAGAUCAGGGGGGUGAAACUCUCCAUAAAAGGUGCCGGGAGGCAAUGGAAAACAUGGAGGGCAGGAAUUCCCAGCUCCUGCACAAGCUGCAGAAACUGGAGCAGGAACAUGAGGAUUUGGUGGAGCGCAAUGAGGAGCUGGAAUCAAUCCUGGGAGAGACUCAGAUCCAGACCAAGCAGGAGAAGGAGCAGUUUGAGAGCGAGGUGGAGGGACUGCAGCAGAAGAUCACCAGUUUGGAAACAGAGUUGCUUGAGGUGCAGAAGAACAGAAGUGAGAUGGACAGGAAGGAGCAGGUGGCAUCUGGAGCACAGGAGAUGCAGGAGAUGUUGGAAAGCUGUCAGGAAACCAUAGACAAGUUGGGAAAUCAUCUGGGAGAGCAGAGGGAGAGGAGGAGGCAACUUAUAUCUGAGCUUGAGCUGCUGAGAGAGGAUCUGAAGGCUGAGAAGGGGGUCCUGGGCAGCCAGGGGUUUCCUGACUCCCAGUUGGAGCUUCCAGGCCACAGUAACACCUCCCCUGGUCUCCAGAGAGCAUCAGCCAGCAGGGAUCUCGUGGAUGUGUCCCAUGAGAAGCACAAGGACAGUGCUUUGUUAGACCCAGAGGCCUCUGAAAUCCUACAAGAUGAACAGAGUCACAGAGAGGAGCAGACACAGGAAGAUGGAGAUGCAAAGACCUAUGAGGAACAGAUGGCUAAAGUUGUGUUUUUGGAAGAACAGAUCAAAAGCCUGAGGGAGGAACAAGAGCUGCUCUGCUCUGAAUUACUAGAGAGCAACAAGAAGAAGGAAGAGCUGGAAAAGCAGCUCAAAGAGAGCAAUGAAGAGAAAAGGAUGUUGCUGGAAGAGAUUUCCCAGCUCAAGCACAACAUCCGGAGCGCCCGGGAACAGGGAGACGCCGGAGAGACCUGGAGGAUGAGCCCAGGCUUGGAGCAAAGGGAGAGCAGGUUCCUGCCAUGGCAGAGCUCAGCAGGCAGUUUAGAUGGGAGCCUUAAACAGGCUCUGUCUGAGGAGAGGUCCCAGCAGCAGGAGGAGAAGCUGCAGCAGCUGCGCCAGGACCUGCGGCGGGUGCAGAACUUGUGCAGCUCCGCCGAGAGGGAGCUGAGGUACGAGAGGGAGAAGAACGCAGAGCUCCAGAAACAGAACCUGCUGCUCCAGCAGGAGUGCACCAAGGUCAAAGCUGAGCUGAAACAGGCCCGGGCCAAACUCUCAGACUCCACAGAAACCUGCUCAUCCCUGUCAGCACAGUGGGAGAGGAGCCAGCAGAAGGUCAGGGAGCUGGAGCAGAAGCUCUCCAAGUGCUCCCAGGCUGACAAGCUCCACAGCAGCCUGAGGGACAGGCUGGCCCAGGAAAAAUCCAGGGCAGGAGAAGCCCAGAAAAAGAUUUCCAAGCUCCAGCAGAAGCUGAAGGAUUCCCAUCACCAGCUCCUGCUGGCAGAGGCCCGUGUUUCUGACAAGAAGCUGCUGGAGGAGGAGCUGAAGGAGGCCCGGGAGAACGAAGCUCGAGUGCAGCGGGAGCUCCACGAGGGGCAGCUGAAGAGGAAGCUCCUGGAGCAGCAGGUGGAGGAACUGAGGCAGCAGCUCCGGCAUUCCCGGGAGACGGAGGCGUCACUGGCCAAGAUGCACGUGGAGCUCCAGGCCAAGACUCUGCAUGCCCUGGAGGAUGAGAGGAAGCUCGACCCUGGAGAGCACCUGCAGUGCCAGAAGGAGAACCAGAAGCUCUCGGAGCAGCUGUCCCUGCUGAAGGAGGAGAACAAGGCCCUGUAUGAGGAGGGUGUUCGGCUCCUGAACCAGAAGGAUCUCUAUGUGAGAGGGAAGCUCCUGGAGGAGGAGAACAGGCUGCAGCUCCCCGGCCACGCGCCUCCCUCCCAGCGCGUUCCCAGGAGCAGCCCUGCUCCCACCCCGGAGUUCAGACCCAAAGGUGAAAUCCCUGACUGGUACCUCUGUGGGUCUGGAGCUGAUGGGGAGAACUCUCAGUGGAGCUGGGGAGGACUUGGAAAACCGGGAUAUGUUGGAAUUCAGGAUCUGACCUGCACCUCCUCCUUUCAAAGUCUCUCUUCCUUCUUCCAGGACUCGAAGACCCUUCACGUCUCCGAACGCCAACUCCAGAGCAAGGUGGUGCCACCUCCCCGUGCCAGCUUCCCACCCCGGGAUCUCCCAGACCCCUUUGGCGCCAUGAAGACCCCUCAGGACAUGAAGCCUGAGGGAGAGGCCGAAAGCCAGGACUCCUCCCUGGGCCUGUCCCCCUCCCAGCCCUCAGAGCUGGGCUACCUGAACGUGGCCUCCCCGGGGGACACCACGGCCUCCCCGCUGCAGGAGGAGAGCAGGAGCGUCGGCUCGGAGACCUUCUGAGCUGGGAAUUCUGUGCAGAGUCACCUGGAUGCAGGACUGGGACUCCUGAGCUGGGAAUUCUGUGCAGAGUCACCUGGAUGCAGGACUGGGGCUCCUGAGCUGGGAAUUCUGUGCAGUGUCACCUGGAUGCAGGACUGGGACUCCUGAGCUGGGAAUUCUGUGCAGAGUCACCUGGAUGCAGGACUGGGACUCCUGAGCUGGGAAUUCUGUGCAGAGUCACCUGGAUGCAGGACUGGGACUCCUGAGCUGGGAAUUCUGUGCAGAGUCACCCUGGGGCUCCUGGGAAUGUUGUGCAGAGUCACCUGGAUGCAGGACUGGGGCUCCUGGUGCCGUGGGAUGACAGAGACUGCAAAGAGAAGAAUUGCCAAAUGGACUGACCUAGGGAUUUCUGGGAUAUUUUCCAGCUGAGUUAAUCCAGUGUUGUUUUUUUUUUUCCACGUACCCCCUGUAAAUGUGUUUGUGUCAUCCCAGAGACACUGGAGGUUGGAAUGUGUAGAUAAACUCAUAAACAUGGAAGAGGGGUGGGGUGAAGUGUGUCUUCCCUCAACCCUAAUUCCUUGUCCAGGCCAAAUCUAUAAAUUUUAUAAAGAAAAGAAAUUAAUGUU